Molecule: messenger RNA, 882 nt
Organism: Penicillium canescens
Lineage: Eukaryota; Fungi; Ascomycota; Eurotiomycetes; Eurotiales; Aspergillaceae
Product: SAP domain-containing protein
Exons: 1
Coding region: 1-882 (293 amino acids)
Biological process (GO): poly(A)+ mRNA export from nucleus
Cellular component (GO): nucleus
Source: RefSeq, a predicted model, not a curated record
AUGGCGACCGACUACAGCAAGAAGACCAACCCUGAGUUGGUCGAGAUCCUCAAAUCCCGAUCUCUCCCUCACACCGGUAAAAAGGCCGACCUGAUCUCGCGCCUCCAACAAGACGACGAAAGCAAACCUGCCGAUGCUGCCGCCGCUGCUCCAGCUCCCGCCAAGACUGACGCCGCCGAGGAUGUCAUUGACUGGGACGACGAACCUACAGAGACUGCCGUGAAGCCAUCAACAGAAGCCGGUGCCGCAGCCAUUGCUGCCGGUGGCCAAGGCGCUGUGCCCAACCCCGUCGCUGUCCCCAACCAGAAACUCGAUGAGAACCCUGCCACGACCGAUGACCUGAAGGUCGAGUCCACCGGCGCCGCCGCCGAAGUCGCCGCCCAGCCUGAAGCUGCCGUCGAAGAGAAGCCUGCUGUCGACUACACUCGCGGCCUGCCCGCGACAGAGCUAGAGGCCGAGUUGCAGAAGCGCAAGGCGCGCGCCGAGAAGUUCGGCAUUGUCGAGGAUUCUGAGACAGCAUUGAAGGAGGCUACGAAGCAACUGGAGCGCGCAAAGCGGUUCGGUACCGGUGCCGAGGCCGAGAUCUCCCCCGGUGCGGGUGUAAGUCGCCUGGACCAGGCACUCCCUGACGAGCGGUCUCGCAAGAGGGGCCGCGAGGCUCGUGCCGACCAAGGCGGUCGUGGAGGCAAGAAGCGCGACACUGGCCGGAAUCGUAACCAGCGACGUGGAGAUGGGAACCGUAACCGCGAUGGCGGAAACCGGACCAAUGCUGGUGUAAAAAAGCCCAACGCUGGCAAUGGGAACAAUGCUCCCAAGAACUGGAGUGAGAAGGACAAUGCUGCUAUGGAGGCUCGCAAGAAGCGAUUUGCCGCUGCUGCUUAA